CUGCGUUGAGCGCUGUUUGAGGUCGCUCUAAUAUUUUCACCCAGUGUUCUUACCAAGGUCGCCCUGGACCUCAGGUGUCCCACCAAAUCCUCGUGCUGAUUUCCCCAGGCCUGGUCACCCUCAAGUCUCCUUCGGGUGUGUCUAGACUUCCACCACGGGCGCCACCCAUCAGGAAAUGAAAUAAAUACUAACAUGGAGGACAGUUUCAACACCACAUCAUCAGCGUCUACCUUCACUCUUCAGAGUUCUUCAGAGACAAUGGUUUCUAUUCAGCUCCUCGAUUUCAGAACAAGUUUACUUGAAGCACUAGAAGAGCUGCGUAUGAGAAGGGAAGCAGAGACUCAAUAUGAAGAGCAGAUUGCUAAAAUUAUUCUGGAGACACAAGAACUGAAAUGGCAAAAGGAGACUCUUCAGAAUCAAAAGGAAGCAUUAAUAAAGCAACACAAAGAAGCAAUGGGAGUUUUUAAAAAUCAGCUGCAGGUGAAGAUGUAUGCCUUGGAAGAAGAAAAGGGAAAAUACAAACUUGCUACAGAAAUCAAAGAAAAAGAAAUAGAAGGAUUGAAGGAAACAUUAAAAACAUUGCAGGUUUCUCAAUAUUCUUUACAGAAGAAAGUGAGUGAAAUGGAACAAAAGGCUCAUUUACACCAUCUAGCUAAAGAAGAUUAUCACAAGCAACUUAAUGAAGUUGAAAAAUACUAUGCUGCAAUAACCAAUCAGUUUGGAUUGGUGAGAGAGAAUCAUGUAAAGUUAGAACAAAAUGUACAAGAAGCAAUACAGUUAAACAAAAGACUCUCCACCUUAAAUGAAAAACAAGAAUCUGAAAUUCACAGUUUAAAGAAGGAACUAAAGAAAGCAUCUUCAGAGUUGAUUAAGUCCAAGGUCACAUGUCAGCAUAAGAUGGAGGAAGAAAGUAUAGAUCUAAUAAUUAAAGAACAAAAAUAUGAAGAACUCCAAGAAAGACUCAACAUGGAAUUAGAAUUAAAUAAGAAAAUUAAUGAAGAGAUUACGCACAUUCAAGAAGAAAAGCAGGAUAUCAUCAUUUCUUUUCAACAUAUGCAGCAACUACUUCAGCAAGAAACUCAGGCGAAUACUGAAAUCAAUGCAGAAUUGAAGGUGCUAAGAGAAAAUAAUCAGACCCUUGAAAGAGAUAAUGAGCUGCAAAGGGAGAAGGUAAAAGAAAAUGAAGAAAAGUUCCUUAGUCUUGAGAAGGAGCAUGAGCGAGCACUAGGAACUUGGAAGAAACAUCCAGAACUAAAUAAUGAAAAUAGUGAUGAACUAACCAGGAAAAAAUCAGAAAAUACCAUCACACAAAAGUACAAUUCUGGUCCAGAAAUACGGGGAAAAAAUACAAAGAGUUUUUGUUUGGACACUGAAUACGGAGAAGAGGAGAAGAAAGACCUACCUAUAGGAGAAGCUGCAGAAGAUUUACAGCCUUUUGAAAUAAGUGCCAAAAGCGAAAUUAAUACUAUGGUGUCUCAGGACAGAAACCAAAGUGGAAUGUCCCCACACAGAGUCCUUUGCCUAGAUAAAGAUGCAACUGAUCAAGAACAAACCUCAGAUGUUACUGACAGUAGAAAAUCAAUCACUGCAGAAGUAAAAGACAAGCUGUGCUUGGAAAAAGCCAGUGGAUGUUCAGAAUUUAAAUCACUGAAUAAUUUCUUUUUAGUGGUAGAUGAAUCACUAGAAACAGAAAUGGUACGCUUAGAAGGAACUGAAGGAUUAGGCCUUCUCCACAGUGGUGGAGAUAUACCUCUGGACACUCGAAGUAACAAAGCAUCCUCUAAUGGCAUGUCAAAUGAGAUGGCUCACAAAAGAAACUAUAACACAGAUGGUCCUGAAAGCAACCCAUUCAAACAGCAAUCCAAAUUACUUCCAGCAGACCUGGAAAAUGCUACUGAGAAGGAAAUUACAAAUCAUGACCAAACCAAAGCAGGUUUAGAUUCAUUUCUAGAUAUAAAACUAAAUCUUGAUCCGUGUAAGAAACAUGGUUUACAGGAUUCAAGUCAUGUUACGUUAGAUGUUAAGUACCAAAAAAUAAAACAAACGGUAAGAGAAGAGAGUCAGUGCAGCACAGAGCCCCGUUCUUGCUAUCAGCUAGCCAGUAAGGCUCCCCAGAAGCUGGGAGGAACCAUUGCCUGUGCUGCAGUCAUCAGCCCACUCGGUCCAUCUGCUAGUUCUGGUAAUAAGUUGACAGCACUUAAGAAAUCAGAAAACAGUAUUAAUACUAUGUCAACAGUGGUGAAACCUGCCCCAAAUCCUGCAGAAAGAACUACAAGGACAAAUACAAAUGACAUACUGAACAGUUCACUUAAGAACCAUCUGGGAGCUUCAGAAAGCAGUGUGAGUGUCUCAGACUUUCAGGUUAACCAAGGGGACAGUCAUACUUCACAAGCUAAAGGUUUGAAAACUGUAGUUCCCCUGACAACUUCCUCAGAAAAACAGCCUCCCAGUGAGAAUCAGAUAACUGAAACUCCAAAAAGUGGUCUCUUUUCCUUGGUGGAUGUUAAGGGAAGACAGUGCAUGUUGCUGAAUAACAGAGACAAAGCAGAGGCAUUAAACGGCAUCCUGUCAGGAGGAACAUGCCGUGAAGGUCAGCUGGAAGAAGCACAUUUGUCUCAUGCAACUCCAUCCACAGACUCAGUAAGCACAAGUGCAAGGUCAGCCUUUGAUCUUCCUAGUCCAGAUAAACCUGAGAAAAUUCCAGGCUACAUAAAGUUUGUACCCCCUAGUCCUUGGCCAAAAGUAAAUCAAACUAAAACCGUGGGCACUGUAACGUCCAGCAUCCCUUUAUUUCUGAAGGAGAAAACAGUAGAUCUGUCAGAAAGCCGAGUGAUUACUCCAUUGACUUUUUGUAAGAAUGUUGUUCUGGAUGACACUAGAAAAAACAUUGAGUCAGAUCCUACCAGCAAUGGCAGAGCUGCUGACACCGUGAGUAACUGGAGCAUCCAUCUAGAUCCCAAGGGGCAGCCCAGUGAAGAGAGGAAUGCAACUGCACAGACGGUUUAUGAUUCUUCUUUUCCCACAGAACACGUGAAAGCAGAGCCUUUGAUCUCAACUGUGCAACAAAGCCAUUCCCAGACAGUCAAGGUUACAGAUUCUCCUGAUCCACUCACCUUUUCUCCUGGUAACAAUGACUGGCAGAGCCUUGUGAUGAACAGACUCACUGAAAUUGAAAAGUUACUCAGCUUAGAAAGCGACAACCAGCCCAAAAGAAGAAAAGUAGAAGAGAUGCUGGAUAACAUAAUUGAUUAA
Messenger RNA from Mus caroli (Ryukyu mouse), 3252 nucleotides. NCBI's taxonomy places the organism in Eukaryota, Metazoa, Chordata, Mammalia, Rodentia, Muridae. The record is from RefSeq and is a predicted model, not a curated record.